AUGGGAUUUGCCAUCACUGUGGCAUUACCUAUCUGUGGAAGUAAGUUCUUGCCAAAGAGGAGUUUUAGAGACAAAGGUGCUUUCUCCCUUGCCGUUUGCUUGGAGUUUUGUUCUCUCUGUCGUUUCCUUCGUCCUACACGGCCUUCGUUAGUCAGACAUCAAAGGAGAAUGUCAUGGACAACAAUCAAUAGCUCAGUUGGUGGGGGCAGAUUAGAUCCACCAUCUGGUUCUUCAAGUAAUAAAAACUCUACACGUCCAAGACUAAUCAAAGCCAUACAAGAUUUCAGAACUAAGCUUUUGGUGAAAAUCCAGGAGAUAAAGAAAGAUCUCCCCAAGAAACUGCUCUUUCUCUUGGUGGGAUUCUACUCUGCAACUGCCUUCUCUACGUUUAUAGGACAAACAGGAGACUGGGAUGUCCUAUCCGCUGCAGUAGCUGUAAUCAUAGUGGAAUGCAUCGGAGCUUUAAUGUACAGAGCAUCCGUUCCUUUAAUCAACAAGAUGCGGAGCAUAAUCACCAUGUUUAAUUAUUGGAAGACCGGACUUGCCCUUGGACUGUUCCUAGACUCUUUCAAAUCAAUAAACUUCAACUUGAAGUAUUACAAGCUCACGAACAUACCUAAAGAACAUACAAAGGUGGGAACUAGGAAGCAAGACAGGAGCAUUUGA
Messenger RNA from Eruca vesicaria subsp. sativa (arugula), 666 nucleotides. The record is from the annotation of a GenBank genome assembly. NCBI's taxonomy places the organism in Eukaryota, Viridiplantae, Streptophyta, Magnoliopsida, Brassicales, Brassicaceae.